Molecule: messenger RNA, 986 nt
Organism: Rana temporaria (common frog)
Lineage: Eukaryota; Metazoa; Chordata; Amphibia; Anura; Ranidae
Product: olfactory receptor class A-like protein 1
Exons: 1
Coding region: 21-986 (321 amino acids)
Biological process (GO): G protein-coupled receptor signaling pathway
Cellular component (GO): membrane
Molecular function (GO): pheromone receptor activity
Source: RefSeq, a predicted model, not a curated record
GGUUUUCCUAAUGUAGGGGAAUGGAUAUACGAAUUUUAAAGGCCUUUAUCUUCAUUCUUUUGACUGUGACUGGUAUUCCAGGAAACCUUUAUAUUGUACUCCAGUUUUUGGUUAUUAGGUUACUAGAAAAGAAGCUUCUACCAUCCAACAUAAUUCUGCAAGUCUUAGCAUUUUCAAAUCUUCUCAUUGUCUGCUCUCGUGUCAUCCCACAGUCACUGAAUGCCCUAGGAAUUGAGGACCUAAUGGAUGGCAUAAACUGCAAGAUAUCUGGAUAUACCUACAGAGUUAGUAGAGCUAUGUCUAUAUGCAUCACCAGCUUGCUUAGCUGUCAUCAGUGCAUCCUUAUUGCGCCAAAUACCAAGAUCUGGGCCUAUUUAAAAAAAAUGGUGUCUCCUAAUAUAACUUUAAUCAUUCUUGCCAUUCUUUUGAUGAAUCUUGCUCUUUAUCGCACAAGUUUUAUGUAUGCUGAUGCAAGAAAUAACAACACUUCUCCAUAUACGCUUCAUCUGGUUUACUGUGACACUGAUUUUCAAACAUAUGUAUCGUAUAUUGCCAACGGGGUUGUUUUUGCUUCCAGAGACUUUCUUUUUGUUGCAUCAAUGGUUCUUGCAAGCUUUUACAUUGUGUAUGUACUACUUAAUCACAAGAAAACUGUAACAAGCAUUCUAUAUUCAAACAGAGCAAAAAGUAAAUCAAUUGAGUAUAAAGCUUCCAAAGCUGUAAUAUUACUGGUUAUAUGCUAUGUGAUGUUCAUGGGGUUGGACAAUUCUAUGUGGACCUAUACUCUGACUCUCUCAAAUGUUGGAACCAACAUGAAUGAUGCCAGGGUUGUGCUAGCUUGUGCCUACUCUGCAGUGUGCCCCAUUGUUAUUUUUGUUACCAACCCUAAACUACAGCAAUGGUCAAGGUAUACAUUUUGGAGAAGACAUCAGGAUCAACGAUCAUCCUCCUCAAGUGAAAUUCACUUGAAGCAUAUAAGUAUAUAA